UCGCGGGCGCGGGCGCGGAGAGGCUGCAGGAAGAUGGAGGCUGCAGCAGCUUAUGGAGCCGGGCGCGCGGGGGGAGCGUUCGACCCCGUCACCUUCAUCAAACAACCUCAGACCAUCGUGAGGGCCGUCAGCUGGCUCUUUUCGAUUGUUGUCUUUGGAUCAAUUAUCAAUGAAGGUUACAUGAACCGACCUACGGAGGUGGAACAGCACUGCAUCUUCAACCGGAAUCCCAACGCCUGUAACUAUGGUAUCACUAUCGGUGUGCUGGCCUUCCUCGGCUGCAUGGCCUUCCUUGCCCUUGAUGCUUACUUUCCACAGAUCAGCAGCGUAAAGGAUCGCAAAAAGGUGGUUCUGGGAGACAUUGGAUUUUCAGCGUUUUGGUCCUUCCUAUGGUUUGUGGGAUUCUGUUUCCUCACCAACCAGUGGCAAGUAACGGAUCUGGAGAAGGACGACCCGUUAAAGGAAGGAGCUGAUGCUGCUCGAGCUGCUAUCACUUUCUCCUUCUUCUCAAUCUUCACCUGGGCUGCUCAGGCAUUCCUGGGAUACCAGCGGUACCGCCUGGGAGCCGACUCUGCUCUUUUCUCCCAGGAGUACACAGACCCGAGCCAGGACACCUCUGCCCCUUACGGCCCGUACCUCUCCGGGGACGAGAUGGAAGCGCCAGGCUCUUACCAGCAACCACUGUCGACAGGAUCCUACACGAGCACCUCAGAGGGAUAUCAGACGCAGGAUUACUGAGGAAAACGAAGGCCAGGAGUGAGUGACACGAGAAUGCGAAUCCCUCACACGCAACCUUUACACAUUUUACUGGGCAACCCUUGGUUUAAGUGAGAGAAAACGCUGACACACCACAAGUGUCUAUCAUCACUGGGUCAGGGUUUAAUAUCCUUGAGUUUGAAAUACGUAUUCUAACUCCUGCAGGUGCUUAAAGUGAACAUAAAAUAUUUCCACGUCGCCUAGUCUGUUCUGUAAGACGUGCUCACUUAAAUGCAGAUAAUUUUUGAAGGAAUGGUAUAUAUAUGUAUAUAUAUUUAUUUUAAUUCAAGGUUUAUUUAUUGAUUCUGGAAGACAGUUGGCUGCUGAAAACUUGCCCACUCCCCGGAUGAGCCCACCAAUGCCAUCUCCUCUCUGUGAGUUCACUAUCCCUCCUCCCAGCUCCCUCACUCAGGAAUGGGAUCUGUGCACAGCACCAGCACCGACAGGGCAUGGGGCUGGGGGAAAGGACUGGAGCGAACGAGAGACUGUGGGCCCCUGCUCCCACUGGUGCCGAGGUAUGGAACAGGCCCUUGUUCAGGAUGCUGCCUCAGCUGGUGUUUCCCGGGGCCACGGGGACAGAGUCGGGUGUGAAGGAAAGCUAUUCUCAUUUACUGAAAAGCACAAAGUAGCCAGCUAAGCAACUUUUUUUUCCCAGGGGAGGGUGUCGGGUGAGGGGUGGAAAGCAAAGAGAUUCCUGUUCACUUGAGAAGCCCUUACAAAUGAUCAGAGACAGCAUUUGCCCUGCUCCAGUUAUUUAAAACAUGGGGAAGGAGUCACGAUGGUGUGGGGGGUGGGGAAACAUGGACUCAACUUGAUCUGGAGCCUGAGAUUUCGAUAGAGAGAGUUCACUUUUGUCAUGGCACUGAGUCUAAGCAGGGAUUGCCCUGUGGGAGAGGGGGUGCCGGGGGCGGGAGUGGGUGGGUGGGUGUGUGUGUGUGUAUACAAACAUGUGCCUGGGUGUGGUGUGUACCUUGCCUUUUGGCUUGUUUUCCUCCCCCACCAUGUCCUAUCUCUCUCUGCCCCUUACUGUCCAUCUCGAUCUUGUGCUCGGUCUCUCUCUCGGUCCCUCUCUCUCUCGGUCUCGGUCUCGGUCUCUCUGUCUCUCGGUCUC
Chiloscyllium plagiosum (whitespotted bambooshark) is the source of this 1867-nucleotide messenger RNA. Its product is annotated as synaptogyrin-1-like. The record is from RefSeq and is a predicted model, not a curated record. Gene Ontology annotation, cellular component: synaptic vesicle membrane; neuromuscular junction. NCBI's taxonomy places the organism in Eukaryota, Metazoa, Chordata, Chondrichthyes, Orectolobiformes, Hemiscylliidae.